AUGACGUCAUUCAAGUUUCGUCCUCUAGAUGAGGCAGACGCGAUCAGGCUUUUGAUUCUCUAUCCUUCCCACGAGACAACAGCGCCCCUAUCUGGCUCCCUGAUCAACACCACUCUGUCUGCAUGCGACUCAGACUUCGCCAAAGGCUAUCUGGCUCUCUCGUAUGUAUGGGGAAAACCAGCCAGCACAUCGUCUAUCCAGAUUGACGGGAUCGACGUGAGAAUCACGGACAAUUUGGCGGAAGCUUUGACUCAAGUCCGCAAUGCCUACCCCGGAGCCCCCCAGCGAAUCUGGGCCGAUGCUCUCUGUAUCAACCAGUCGAACACUGCAGAAAAGAAUAGACAAGUGCCGCUCAUGGGCAACAUCUACUCUCUUGCCAAGACCACAACCAUCUAUCUUGGCCCCUUAUCACCCGGGAUCGAGACGAUCUUCAAGGCCGUUCACGACAGUAAGCCAGGAUUCGUCACCGUCGACGCCGCGGGAGACUCCCGGAUCGCGCUGGCAAAAGAUCUGCAGCAGCUGAAGAAGUUUGACGUGAAAGGCGGCUCAGAACCCCCGGCCGCCGCCAUCGACGAGCUGCUUCAACGGCCAUGGUUUACCCGCGUAUGGGUCACCCAGGAGCUUCUUCUAUCCCGCGACGCAUGGGUCCAGUGCGGUGCUCUUCGCGUGAGAUGGAGAGAAAUCGGUGCGCUUCUGGUUCCCAUUCUGGACCGAACAAAAGGAAAAGGCAGCACCGCUUUGCAACAGAUGCAAUCACUGAACUUGGAGGAGAAGAAGGACCCCAAGGACCGCGAAAGGGCGAGGUAUCUCAGGAAAGUUGGCAAGGCAUCAGAAGAACUUGUCCCCUCACUCUCACACAUCCUGCGGAUGAGACAGGGAUGCCGCGCCUCCGAUCCUAGAGACAUGAUCUUCGCAUAUAUGGGUAUGCAUGCCGACCGGGAGGAAGUCGCCGAGUUCUUCACCGUGGACUACGAAAUGCCGCUGAGGCAGCUUCUCAUUUCGACCGCCAGGUAUAUCCUCCAACGCGACGGACCGGAAGUGCUACUCCGCUGUGCCAAGCACUCACCUACCAACAACUGGUUGAACCUGCCUUCGUGGGUGCCUCAUUGGGGGAUCCAUGAAUGGUCGCAAGCGACGAGCAAUACAAAUGCCACGAUAUCGGAGGAUGAGAGUUUAUUCUGCCCCGUGGAGAAAGGUGAAUGUACCCCAUAUUCGCCUCUUCGGGAUCCCAAGUUUAUUCGAUACGUCAACCCUAUCCUUCCUCGCCCACAAGACGUCCCUCAGUGCGUAGUGGAUUUUGUCAAAAGAGCCGCCUACGCUUUGAAUGAAUACAAGGAAACGCCUUGGAAAGAGCUCCUAGAAGCGGAGAAUCUUUCUUUCUGGAGAGACCUGGACAUUAGGUCGUCCGAAACGCAGGACCCCAGCCCGAUCAGGCUCUUCCCAGACAGCUUAUGGGACUUGGCUGCGGAAGAUGAGAGAGAAUACCCACGAUUAGAUGGGACCUUUACGAAGGACAGAGGAUUCGACUAG
Colletotrichum chrysophilum is the source of this 1530-nucleotide messenger RNA. RefSeq lists its product as uncharacterized. The transcript has 2 exons. Lineage: Eukaryota; Fungi; Ascomycota; Sordariomycetes; Glomerellales; Glomerellaceae. Bases 1 to 1530 code for a protein of 509 amino acids. The record is from RefSeq and is a predicted model, not a curated record.